Molecule: messenger RNA, 816 nt
Organism: Nerophis lumbriciformis (worm pipefish)
Lineage: Eukaryota; Metazoa; Chordata; Actinopteri; Syngnathiformes; Syngnathidae
Source: RefSeq, a predicted model, not a curated record
AUGUUUCUGGCGGUGGAAAGCCGACAGCUGUCCGAGAACGACCGCAGGAUUUUGGCCAUGCAGGCGCUGUGCAGGAACCCCGACCCGAUGGCCUCCUUCCUCCCGGUGGUGGUGGAAUCCCCGCUGCUUCUGCCCCCGCAGCCGCCGUCUCUUCCAGGGCCGCUCACUCUCCCUGGGCCGCUCACUCUCCCUGGGCAGCCCUCUCUUCCUCUUCCAGCUGCAUCCUCCUCAUCCUCCUCCACAGCCACGCGCAGGCCCGCCGGCCGCUGGCCCGCAAAGCCCCGCACCGGCCCGCAGAUUCAGAACGUGACGUCUUCGGUGAAACUGGGGUGUGAUCUGGAUUUGGAGUUCAUAGCUCGGAACUCGUGGAACGUGCAGCACCUGUCGACGGUCUUCAAGUCACUAGUCAUGAAGAUCCGCAAGCCCCAGACCACAGCCAGAAUCUUCCAGUCUGGAAUCCUUUUCUGCACAGGAGCCAAGAGCGAGAACGAGUCUCGCGUGGCUGCCAGGAAGUUUGCCUUUAAAAUCCUGAAGCUGGGCUACCCGGCACGCUUCCUGGACUUCAAGGUGCUCAACAUCGGCGGAACUUGCAAAACGUUCCCGAUCAACCUGGAGGAUCUGUUCUUGGCCCACCAAGACCACUGCAGUUACGAACCGGAGCUGUUUCCUGCGCUGCAGUACAACUUCCGACCCGGUAUGACAGCAUCCAUCUUCUCGUCUGGCUCUGUCUCGUUGGUUGGGGCUAAAACAGAGGAUGAAUUCUUCAGUGCGUUUCGCACCCUGGAUGCCAUCUUAACCAAUUUCAAAAGGACGUGA